Erpetoichthys calabaricus (reedfish) is the source of this 1092-nucleotide messenger RNA. Its product is annotated as zinc finger protein 239-like. Gene Ontology annotation, biological process: regulation of transcription by RNA polymerase II. Bases 1 to 1092 code for a protein of 363 amino acids. Gene Ontology annotation, cellular component: nucleus. The record is from RefSeq and is a predicted model, not a curated record. Gene Ontology annotation, molecular function: DNA-binding transcription factor activity, RNA polymerase II-specific; RNA polymerase II cis-regulatory region sequence-specific DNA binding. NCBI's taxonomy places the organism in Eukaryota, Metazoa, Chordata, Cladistia, Polypteriformes, Polypteridae. The transcript has 2 exons.
AUGCUGCAAGAUACUCUCAAGAAGUGGAAAGUCUCAGAUGUGAACAACAUUCAUAUAAAACAAGAGUCUGAAGAUGAAGGGUACUGCACAGUAAAGGGUGAAAGUCACAGUAAAGAGGAAGCCCUGCUAGAGGAUUAUACAGUCCAAGCUCACCAAUCUGUCCCAAAAAUAAAGAAUGAAAAAUAUAGGAAAUAUUCACUAGUCAGUGCAGGAUGGCCUAAUCUGAAAGAUGAUUCCUCCGGAGCCAUCAAGCAGGAAGCUUCUGCUCAUCAUUCAGUGGAAGAAAAAUGCUGGAAGAAAGAAAGAGAAGAAAGACACUGUAAAGUUAUUUGUACAAGAAAAAGAUAUACCUGCCUGGAAUGCGGAUCUGAAUUCAGUCAUUUGGGAAAUCUUAAAAGACAUGAACGAAUUCACAAUGAACAGAAACCAUACCCAUGUGAAGACUGUGGAAAACAAUUCAGAACCUCGGGCAGUCUGAAACGUCACCUGCUCAUUCACACAGGGGAGAAACCAUACAGCUGUGACAGGUGCGAGAACAAAUUCAGAACAUCGGGGCAUCUGAAAAGUCAUAAGAGGGUUCAUAGUGGAGAAAGGCCCUAUUCAUGUGGGACGUGUGGGAAAAGGUUUAGAAAUCCAGGAAAUCUCAAGUCCCACUCCCGAAUACAUACAGGAGAGAAACCAUACUGGUGUGACCGGUGUAAGAAAGGCUUUCGAAAGUCUGAAGACUUAAAGGUACAUGAACGAAUUCACACAGGAGAAAAGCCUUACCAAUGUGCCGAGUGCAAGAAGAAGUUUGUCACUUCAGGGGAUCUGAAGAAGCACAGAAGAACUCACACAGGAGAAGCACCAUACCGCUGCAUUGAAUGCGAGAAAACGUUUAAAAACUCUGGGCACCUUAAAAGACACUCAAGGAUUCACAGUGGUGACACCCCCUACUCUUGUACCUGUGGUAAAAGGUUCAGAACCUCAAGCAAUCUAAACAGACAUGAGAAAACUCAUAAAAGAAUUGCAUCAAAAAAGAGUUGCUGCAAAAAGAAAGCAAAACACAGUAAAAAGAAGACACCUCUUUCAGAGGCACGGUGCAUUUUAUAG